Molecule: messenger RNA, 3226 nt
Organism: Notolabrus celidotus (New Zealand spotty)
Lineage: Eukaryota; Metazoa; Chordata; Actinopteri; Labriformes; Labridae
Product: transketolase-like
Exons: 15
Coding region: 19-1905 (628 amino acids)
Biological process (GO): pentose-phosphate shunt, non-oxidative branch; ribose phosphate biosynthetic process
Cellular component (GO): extracellular exosome; endoplasmic reticulum membrane
Molecular function (GO): transketolase activity; thiamine pyrophosphate binding
Source: RefSeq, a predicted model, not a curated record
CAUCAGCUCGCCACAGAGAUGGAGGACUACCAUAAACCAGACCAACAGACAGUGCAGGCGCUGAGGAAUAUCGCCAUCCGGCUGCGCAUCAACUCCAUUAAGUCAACAACUGCCGCUGGCAGCGGUCAUCCUACAUCAUGUUGCAGUGUGGCAGAGAUCAUGUCAGUGUUGUUCUUCCAUACUAUGAAGUAUAAACCUGAAGACCCUCGUAACAUCAACAAUGACCGCUUCGUCCUCUCCAAGGGUCAUGCAGCUCCUGUGCUGUAUGCUGUGUGGGCAGAGGCAGGCUACCUCAAGGAAAACGAGCUCCUCAAUCUCCGCAAGGUUGACUCCAUCUUAGAGGGGCACCCUGUGCCGAAGCAGCAGUUUGUGGAUGUGGCCACUGGAUCUCUGGGUCAGGGGCUUGGUGCUGCCUGUGGAAUGGCCUACACUGGAAAAUACUUUGACAAGUCCAGCUAUCAGGUGUUUUGCUUACUGGGUGAUGGAGAGCUGUCAGAAGGAUCGGUGUGGGAGGCCAUGGCCUUUGCCUCACACUACCAACUGGACAACCUUGUGGCCAUCUUAGACAUUAACCGUCUAGGUCAGAGUGACCCAGCACCACUCCAACACCAUGUGGAGAAGUACCAGCGCCGAUGUGAGGCCUUUGGCUGGCAUGCCGUCAUUGUUGACGGCCACAGUGUGGAAGAGCUGUGUAAGGUGCUCAGUCAGCCUCGCUACCAGCCACUUGCCAUCAUUGCCAAGACUAUCAAGGGCAAGGGUAUCCCAGUGGCUGAGGAUAGGAUGGGCUGGCAUGGUAAACCCCUGCCAAAAGACAUGGCUGACAGUUUGAUAAAGGAGAUGCAAAGCCGCAUCAUCAGCUGUAACAAGCGUCUCUAUCCUGCUCCUCCAAAUGAGGACACAUCACCUGUCAACCUCCGCAACAUCCGCAUGUCGAAUGCACCAAGCUACAAACCUGGAGACAAGAUUGCUACAAGAAAGGCAUACGGGAUGGCCCUGGCAAAACUUGGUCGCUACAACAAGCAUGUGGUGGCUUUGGAUGGAGAUACUAAGAACUCCACCUUUUCUGAGCUCUUUAAGAAUGAACACCCCAACCAAUACGUGGAGUGCUACAUCGCAGAACAAAACAUGGUGAGUGUGGCAAUAGGUUGUGCUGCCCGUGAUCGUAACGUGGUGUUUGCCAGCACUUUUGCCACAUUCUUCAGCCGAGCCUACGACCAGCUACGCAUGGCUGCCAUCUCUGAGAGUAACAUCAACCUCUGCGGCUCCCAUUGUGGAGUCUCUAUCGGUGAGGAUGGACCCUCUCAGAUGGGUCUUGAGGAUCUGGCCAUGUUUAGAGCCAUUCCCAUGGCUACUAUUUUCUACCCAAGUGACGGUGUCUCCACUGAGAAAGCUGUGGAGCUUGCUGCCAAUACAAAGGGUUUGUGUUUCAUCCGAACAAGCCGCCCAGAGAACAACAUCAUCUAUAGCUGCAAUGAGGAAUUCCAUGUUGGUCAGGCUAAGGUUGUGUAUAAAACCAGUGAUGACCAAGUGACUGUGAUUGGAGCAGGAGUGACUCUCCAUGAGGCUCUUGCUGCUGCUGAACAGCUGAAGAAAGAAAGAAUUAACAUCCGUGUGAUUGAUCCGUUCACCAUCAAACCCCUGGACUCCAAGACCAUCAUUGACAAUGCCAAAGCUACCAAAGGACGCAUCAUCACAGUGGAGGACCAUUACUAUGAAGGUGGUCUAGGUGAAGCAGUUUGCUCAGCAGUAGUGAAUGAGAACGGCUUUAAUGUCCACCGUCUGGCAGUUUCCCAUGUGCCAUGCAGUGGAAAGCCCCAUGAGCUUCUCCGGAUCUUUGGCAUUGACCGUGAUGCCAUUGCUCAGGCUGUCCGUAAGAUGCUUUGUAGCUCUGCCAAUGCCAAGUAAAAGGAUUUCAGCAUUGGCAGCAGAAGCAACAAUGUGGUAAAGAACUCUGUAGUGAUCACCAUAUAGUGCGUUUCUAGCAAGUGGUCCGGUUUGGUUUAGUACGGUUUGUUACGGUUUAGUACGGUAAACCUAAUCUUGCUUGCGUUUCUACAGCCAACUGUAGCCAGGCACUUUACACAGGAAACAUGUUGGCUGAGUGAUGGCUCUCAGACAACUUUAAUUUUUAUUUAGGUGUGCAUAGAAGUAAAUCAGGCCAUUCAUCUGCCAGCGAGUCUUGUAUCCGUCUCAUGGGCUGAAAGUCUAGAUCCCUGCCAAAAUACACAAAAAUGAGGACUGUAUUGGCUUUGUAUCAGCUAUAUUAGUGUCAAAACCAUGAAAAAUGUAGUAUGAACGUAAUUUCAGAAGGAUUUUUAAAGCUAAAGGGUUGUUAUGAAAUCCAUUGGCUACAGGUUAGCUAUGUUAAUGAUUAGAUAACAUCAGGUAUAGGAAAUGUUUCAUCUUGUGUGGUCUCCCUCUCUGUUUGCAUCUAUCUCUGUGGCCCUCUCACUUUUAGGUGUUUAGCUGUUUUUUAACAAGAUUGUCCCGAUAUCUGUAUAACACCUGUGAGCAUUCCCCAAUAUGAAUAAAAGUACACAAAACGGAGUCAUAAUUAAUUCAGGUACAUAAUUGUACUCUCCCAAUACAUAGACUGAAGUGUAUCUAGCCCCACCCUUUAGGAUUGGAUAGGUACACUUCUUGCCCCAACAGAAGGUUUCCAACAUAGUAGGAAGGUACAGAUUGGUUCUUUUGGUACCUUCCCUAACUUAAGAUAGUGGAAACACAUUUUGUUUCGCAUACUGUACAGUCCCGUACCGAACUGUACCAAACUGAACCGGACUGUUUGGAGGAAAUGCAGCUAUAGAGACGACAAACCAAUUAACACAGAAGCACUCUUUGCCCACUCACAUUGUCUUCCACGUAAAGAUAUCUGAAGCAUUCCUUGGAAAAUACAAUAAUUAUAUGAUAAAAACGUGUUUUUUAAAUAUCCCAAAGUUCAACCCAUGGAUUUGUGCGUUUAGUAAACACUCCCCCUUCUACCUGUCCCAAAGGAAGUCCUGGAUUGCUGUAGUGUUUAGGUAAAAUCAGUGGGUGUGGUUUGGAGUAAAGUGAAGAUUUUUUUUUUCUGUGACCCCCUCUUUCUUCUACAAUGUUAUGUCUUCACCCAGUAUAACUUGUGUAGAAACUAUGGUUUGGUCUUUCCAAGCACUGAAUGUUUUCAAUCCUUUUGCCCCAGACUUGAAUGGAACUGCUUCACACAAUUAAAGGGAUGAUUUCUUAGCAA